AUGGUCAGUGUGAACACGCCCCUUGGGGCUCCAGUGGAGAGUCCUUAUGACACAUCCCCAUCAGAAGGUGCUAACCUCAACGCGACCAACAACCUGGGUGUCAGUGCCCUGUGCGCCAUCUGUGGAGACCGGGCCACAGGCAAACACUACGGCGCCUCAAGCUGCGAUGGCUGCAAGGGCUUCUUCCGGAGGAGCGUGAGAAAGAACCACAUGUACUCCUGCAGAUUUAGUCGGCAGUGCGUGGUGGACAAAGACAAGAGGAACCAGUGCCGCUACUGCAGGCUCAAGAAGUGCUUCCGGGCUGGCAUGAAGAAGGAAGCCGUCCAGAAUGAGCGGGACCGGAUCAGCACUCGGAGGUCAAGCUAUGAGGACAGCAGUCUGCCCUCCAUCAAUGCGCUCCUGCAGGCGGAGGUCCUGUCCCAGCAGAUCACCUCCCCUGUCUCUGGGAUCAACGGAGACAUCCGGGCAAAGAAGAUCGCCAGCAUUGCUGACGUGUGCGAGUCCAUGAAGGAGCAGCUGCUGGUGCUCGUUGAGUGGGCCAAGUACAUCCCAGCUUUCUGCGAACUCCCCCUGGACGACCAGGUGGCCCUGCUCAGAGCCCACGCCGGCGAGCACCUGCUUCUCGGAGCCACCAAGCGCUCCAUGGUGUUCAAGGACGUUCUAUUACUAGGAAACGACUACAUCAUCCCCCGACACUGCCCGGAGCUGGCAGAGAUGAGCCGGGUGUCCAUGCGCAUCCUGGACGAGCUGGUGCUGCCUUUCCAGGAGCUGCAGAUCGAUGACAAUGAGUAUGCCUGCCUCAAAGCCAUCAUCUUCUUUGACCCAGAUGCUAAAGGUUUGAGUGACCCGGGUAAGAUCAAGAGGCUGCGGUCCCAGGUGCAGGUGAGCCUGGAGGACUACAUCAAUGACCGCCAGUAUGACUCACGUGGCCGCUUCGGCGAGCUGCUGCUGCUGCUGCCUACCCUGCAGAGCAUCACCUGGCAGAUGAUUGAGCAGAUCCAGUUCAUCAAGCUCUUUGGCAUGGCCAAGAUCGACAACCUGCUGCAGGAGAUGCUGCUGGGAGGAUCCGCCAGUGAUGCAACUCAUGCCCAUCAUCCCCUGCACCCUCACCUGAUGCAGGAACACAUGGGCACCAACGUCAUUGUUGCCAACACGAUGCCUACUCACCUCAGCAAUGGACAGAUGUCCACCCCUGAGACUCCACAGCCCUCACCACCAGGUGGCUCAGGGUCUGAGCCCUACAAACUCCUGCCAGGAGCCAUCACCACAAUUGUCAAGCCCCCCUCUGCCAUCCCCCAGCUGACUAUCACCAAGCAAGAAGUCAUCUAG
Molecule: messenger RNA, 1329 nt
Organism: Pipistrellus nathusii (Nathusius's pipistrelle)
Lineage: Eukaryota; Metazoa; Chordata; Mammalia; Chiroptera; Vespertilionidae
Source: the annotation of a GenBank genome assembly